GACGAAUUUUGUAUGGAUAAAUGUACAUUUAGAGUAGCAUUUAGAGCUAAAUGCGCUAAAUGUACAUUUACGCGUAAGCAAAAACAGCCCAUAAGUUAGUUAGAUUUUAGAAAAUUGGAAAUAUCGAUUGCAACAUUCAAUUUUGAACCGAUUGAUGUUUCGAAAACAUCGAUGCAUCGUUAGCAUCUUAAGCUAGUUAAAAGCUAUUUGUUUUUGUUUUGUGCACACAACAUUUUAAAAUGGCUGCAGCGCUGGUGAGGAUAAACUUUCUUCAAAAACAGCAAUUUGCAUUUGUCAGUUUGCCUGUUGUGACACAACUCCGUUUGCAAAGCACAAGUACUACACCGCCCGGUACCCCGCCUACUCAAACAAGAACUAAGUUUGGACCUCUUGCCGAUCAAGAUCGCGUUUUUACAAAUUUGUAUGGACGUCAUGAUUGGCGAUUAAAAGGGGCGCUUAAACGCGGAGAUUGGUAUAAGACAAAAGAAAUCUUGCUAAAGGGCUCCGAUUGGAUAGUCAAUGAAUUGAAAACAUCUGGUUUACGUGGUCGCGGAGGAGCUGGCUUUCCCUCAGGCAUGAAAUGGUCAUUCAUGAAUAAGCCAUCUGAUGGACGUCCAAAAUACUUAGUCGUGAACGCCGAUGAAGGGGAGCCUGGUACUUGCAAGGAUCGUGAAAUAAUGCGUCAUGAUCCUCAUAAACUUGUGGAAGGUUGCUUAGUCGCUGGUCGUGCUAUGGGUGCACGUGCUGCGUACAUAUAUAUUCGUGGAGAAUUCUACAAUGAGGCUUCAAAUAUGCAGUUAGCUAUUGCCGAGGCAUAUCAAGCCGGUUUAAUUGGAAAAAAUGCCUGUGGUUCCGGAUAUGACUUUGAUGUUUUCAUGCAUCGUGGAGCAGGCGCAUAUAUUUGUGGAGAGGAAACUGCGUUGAUCGAAUCGCUCGAAGGCAAACAAGGAAAACCUCGUCUAAAGCCUCCAUUUCCAGCUGAUGUUGGCGUUUUCGGAUGCCCCACUACUGUCAACAAUGUGGAAACCAUCGCAGUUGCUCCCACAAUUAUGCGGCGGGGAGGUGCUUGGUUUGCAAGUUUUGGACGAACGCGUAACUCUGGAACAAAACUGUUUAAUAUAUCUGGACAUGUAAAUAAGCCAUGUACAAUUGAAGAGGAAAUGUCGAUUCCACUUAAAGAACUUAUUGAACGUCAUGCUGGAGGUAUUCGAGGUGGAUGGGAUAAUUUGCUUGGAGUUAUUCCUGGCGGCUCAUCAACGCCCGUUAUUCCAAAAAAAGUUUGUGAUGAUGUUUUAAUGGACUUUGACGGAUUAAUUGCUGCUCAGACGUCAUUGGGUACAGCUGCCCUUAUUGUUAUGGAUAAGUCUACGGAUAUUAUUAAGGCCAUUGAGCGUUUGACUGCGUUUUAUCGCCACGAAAGUUGCGGUCAAUGUACACCAUGUCGCGAAGGUAUUAUGUGGAUGCAUAAAAUCAUGAAACGCUUUGUUGCUGGAAAUGGUCAAGCCGAAGAAAUUGAUAUGCUGUGGGAGAUAUCCAAACAAAUUGAAGGGCAUACGAUUUGUGCAUUAGCUGAUGGCGCGGCUUGGCCUGUACAAGGCCUUAUACGGCAUUUCCGACCGGAAAUCGAAGCGCGAAUGAAAAAAAAUUCCGUCAGGGCAGUAAAUUAAAUAAAAACACUUUUUGAUUAAUACCUACACAUUUGCUUGAAAGUAUGCAUAACUUUACGUAUUUUGUUGGCGAGAAAUAAAAAAUAUAUUCUCAAUAUCGCUGUUCCCAUUCAAACCGAA
Molecule: messenger RNA, 1787 nt
Organism: Rhagoletis pomonella (apple maggot)
Lineage: Eukaryota; Metazoa; Arthropoda; Insecta; Diptera; Tephritidae
Gene: ND-51
Product: NADH dehydrogenase [ubiquinone] flavoprotein 1, mitochondrial
Exons: 4
Coding region: 240-1667 (475 amino acids)
Biological process (GO): mitochondrial electron transport, NADH to ubiquinone
Molecular function (GO): FMN binding; 4 iron, 4 sulfur cluster binding; NADH dehydrogenase (ubiquinone) activity
Source: RefSeq, a predicted model, not a curated record